Molecule: messenger RNA, 1893 nt
Organism: Physeter macrocephalus (sperm whale)
Lineage: Eukaryota; Metazoa; Chordata; Mammalia; Artiodactyla; Physeteridae
Product: dynamin-3
Exons: 16
Coding region: 169-1893 (574 amino acids)
Biological process (GO): receptor internalization; synaptic vesicle endocytosis
Cellular component (GO): microtubule; cytoplasm; plasma membrane
Molecular function (GO): GTPase activity; GTP binding; microtubule binding
Source: RefSeq, a predicted model, not a curated record
UGCUGUCAGGAGCGCACUAGAGGCCGGACGGUGGCGGGAUCCGACGUCUGACUGGACCCGGCUGACUGAACUGAGCGCGGCAGCGGCGGCGAGGGCUGCGCGGCCCCGGCUCCCCGCCAGGUCGCAGAGACUAGCAGGGUCUAGCGGGCAGCCGGCGGCGCAGGCACAAUGGGGAACCGGGAGAUGGAGGAGCUGAUCCCUCUGGUGAACCGUCUGCAGGACGCCUUCUCCUCGCUGGGACAGAGCUGUCUGCUGGAGCUGCCGCAGAUCGCCGUGGUGGGCGGCCAGAGCGCCGGCAAGAGCUCGGUGCUCGAGAACUUCGUGGGCAGGGACUUUCUCCCUCGAGGGUCAGGCAUUGUCACGAGAAGGCCUCUUGUGCUGCAGCUUGUUACUUCCAAAGCAGAAUAUGCAGAAUUUCUACAUUGCAAAGGAAAAAAAAUUACAGACUUUGAUGAAGUUCGCCAUGAGAUUGAAGCAGAAACAGAUAGAGUAACCGGAAUGAAUAAAGGGAUUUCCUCCAUACCCAUUAAUUUACGGGUCUAUUCCCCACAUGUGUUAAAUCUAACCCUUAUUGACCUUCCUGGAAUUACUAAAGUGCCCGUGGGAGAUCAGCCACCAGAUAUUGAGUACCAGAUCAGAGAAAUGAUUAUGCAGUUCAUCACACGGGAGAGCUGUCUGAUUUUGGCUGUUACCCCAGCCAACACCGAUCUUGCAAACUCAGAUGCACUGAAACUAGCUAAAGAAGUUGAUCCUCAGGGUCUAAGAACCAUUGGAGUCAUCACCAAACUGGAUCUUAUGGAUGAGGGAACGGAUGCCAGGGAUGUCCUAGAGAAUAAGCUGCUGCCGCUUCGCAGGGGUUACGUGGGGGUGGUAAACAGGAGCCAGAAGGACAUAGAUGGGAAGAAGGAUAUAAAGGCUGCCACGUUGGCAGAAAGGAAAUUUUUUCUCUCACACCCGGCUUACAGACAUAUUGCUGAUCGGAUGGGGACCCCACACCUUCAGAAGGUCCUUAAUCAGCAACUUACCAACCACAUUCGAGACACCCUACCUAACUUCAGGAACAAACUACAGGGACAGUUGCUGUCCAUAGAACACGAAGUAGAAGCCUAUAAAAACUUCAAGCCAGAAGACCCCACCAGGAAGACCAAAGCAUUGCUGCAGAUGGUUCAGCAAUUUGCUGUGGACUUUGAGAAGAGAAUUGAAGGGUCAGGGGAUCAAGUAGAUACCCUGGAGCUCUCAGGGGGUGCUAAAAUCAAUCGUAUUUUCCAUGAACGUUUUCCUUUUGAGAUAGUAAAGAUGGAGUUCAAUGAGAAAGAACUGCGAAGAGAAAUAAGCUAUGCAAUCAAAAACAUACAUGGUAUCAGGACAGGAUUGUUUACUCCAGACAUGGCAUUCGAAGCAAUAGUCAAAAAACAAAUUGUAAAGCUGAAAGGGCCUUCCUUGAAGAGUGUAGAUCUGGUAAUACAAGAAUUAAUCAACACUGUCAAGAAGUGUACCAAAAAACUGGCAAACUUCCCCAGACUCUGCGAGGAAACGGAAAGGAUUGUUGCUAACCACAUUCGUGAGCGAGAAGGGAAGACAAAGGACCAGGUACUGCUGUUGAUCGACAUCCAAGUCUCCUACAUCAACACCAACCACGAAGAUUUCAUUGGCUUCGCAAACGCUCAGCAGAGGAGCAGUCAGGUUCACAAGAAAAACACAAUUGGAAAUCAGGGAACCAAUCUUCCGCCUUCAAGGCAAAUUGUGAUUCGCAAGGGAUGGCUAACCAUCAGCAACAUUGGCAUCAUGAAAGGAGGCUCUAAGGGAUACUGGUUCGUCCUUACUGCUGAAAGCUUAUCCUGGUACAAAGAUGAUGAGGCUUUUGAAAAUGUCCAAAUCACGGUCUUCAAGUGA